Messenger RNA from Trichophyton rubrum CBS 118892, 1086 nucleotides. RefSeq names its product ribonuclease HII. Lineage: Eukaryota; Fungi; Ascomycota; Eurotiomycetes; Onygenales; Arthrodermataceae. Gene Ontology annotation, biological process: mismatch repair; DNA replication, removal of RNA primer. Gene Ontology annotation, cellular component: ribonuclease H2 complex. The record is from RefSeq and is a predicted model, not a curated record. The transcript has a single exon. Bases 1 to 1086 code for a protein of 361 amino acids. Gene Ontology annotation, molecular function: RNA-DNA hybrid ribonuclease activity; RNA binding.
AUGGAAGACUCUCAAAAUGAAAUGCUGGACGAGCCAGUUCCUGAGACAAUCGGCUCUAAGGGCAUAUAUGCCCCCCCAUCAGUUGACCAUUUGAGGUUGUUAGCUGGGGAAUCUUACUCCCAUUAUUCCACCUGCCCAGCCAAUAUCAUACCGUCAGUGAAAUCAUCCACUGAAGAGAAGAAAGCAGAGCCUACGCCAUGUGUACUUGGAAUAGACGAAGCAGGUAGAGGGCCAGUUUUGGGUCCGAUGGUCUACAGCGCAUUUUAUCUCCCUGUACACCUUCAUAAAUCACUACUUGCAGAUGAACACCAUUUCGAUGACAGUAAGGUGUUGACCCCCGAAGUCCGGUCAAAUCUUAUGCGUUCUUUAUGCACACAAGGCCACCCAUUACACGACUCAUGCGGAUGGGCAGUCAAAGUUAUGUCCGCCCGAGAUAUAUCCUCGGGGAUGCUACGACCUUCUAUGGCAGCUGUUUAUAACCUCAAUGCUCAGGCAUUGGACGCGACCAUUGAAAUAAUACGCGGUGUGGUUGAAACUCACGGCAUAGACGUUAAGGAGGUUUAUGUCGACACAAUCGGAAAGCCGGAAACCCACCAAGCUAGAUUGUUACGAGUCUUUCCAGGCUUGAAAAUUACUGUGGCUAAGAAGGCUGAUUCAUUAUAUCCCUGUGUCAGUGCAGCGAGUGUAUGUGCCAAAGUCACAAGAGAUGCUGCCCUGGAGGCAUGUUACGAAAGUUGGUUGAAUCAAAGGGAAAAGCAAAGGGCUGUAGCAACAGGAGAAGACGAGGAAAGUACCGCUGAGGAAAUAUUAACUUGGGGUAGUGGGUAUCCAUCUGAUGGAAAGUGUGUUGGAUGGCUUAAAAAGGACAUGAACCGGUUGUUUGGUUGGGGUUAUGAAUGUCGAUUUAGCUGGGGUACAUCGAAGGAGCUCCUGGAGAUAAAAUCGGGGCUCAAGGUUGACUGGCCUACUGAAGAGGACGACAGUACAAUGCUAGUAACUCAGUACUUUACAUCCAAAUCAGAGGCUGAUGGUCCAGCAAAUGAAUUACGGGACUGGUAUGGGAAUAAGCAAGCGGAAAUAUUUUAG